CGUGAGGCAGUGCAUGACUUCUUUGGAAGCAAUUUUCGUUAGUAGCAAAUCAGUUGGGAUCGACAAUUAGUCGUCUAAGCACCUAGAGUAGAGCGAACUAUCAUUAAAAUAAAUUUUUUUCAAAUUCUUUUCUACAUUGGAACAAGAAGUACUGAAACCAAAACUCAUUCGCUCUCGACAUCUCAAACUAUCCUCACAACAUUUACUAAAUAUUUAUUGAUAUUUUUUGGUUUUGGAUUUUUUUCUCUCUCAAACGAAAAGUGUUUUUCAACCUAAAAGAAAAAAAAGAAUUUCAGCGAUUUUUUCUAAAGUGAAUUCAUCGAGUUUUUUCUUAAAACAAUUCAAUUCAAGUUUUUUGAAGAAAACAAAAAGUUGUCAUUGCUGAAGCACAUCAAGAACUUAGACAAAAAAAAAAAACGUUGCGUUUUCAAAGUGCGAUCGAAAUUAGUGAGAAAGUUUUUUGGAGUUUUGUACAAUGUCGUCAACUUCUUCAUGCAGUGAAAUCAGCAUAGACGAUAUUCAAACCAGGAGUCAAGCAGAUUUUGCGUCUGCUUUGGAAAUCAAUUUGAAACAAGAGCGAUCUUCAAGUAUUUCACCAAUGCUAACGCCACCACACACACCGAUCGAGGACGCAUCAACAUUAGCCAAUAUCGCCCGCCAGCAGCACUUGUACGAAAUGGAACUCUUGAGACAGCAAACAUCGCAAUACCAUUUGAUGCAGGCCAAACACGAACAUGAGAGCCCAAUGCCAGCAGCAUUCAAUCAUUUGCACCAUAUGCCCGCCGCCGCUCUGAAUGUCCAUCAGCACCAUCAGCAACAGCAUCGCCUGUGGUUGCAAUCACAAGUACAAAACGCCACAUUGAACAUGCAAAGCUACACACAAUUGUACCCAGUUAUGCCAAAUCCGUCUGCAAACCCUUUGAUGGACCAAUGGAUUCGUAAAGUGGCAUUCCACCAACAGCAGCAACAGCAACAUCAUCAACAACAACAACAGCAAAUGGGUCAACGCGGUGGCCAACGUAUGGCACAUGCAGCUAUGCGAGUUGGACCAAUCAAAGUGGCCGGACCAAAUGGAACACGACCAAAGAAGCAGUUUAUCUGCCGCUUCUGCAAUCGCCAAUUCACCAAAAGCUAUAAUUUACAAAUCCAUGAGCGUACCCACACCAACGAACGUCCAUUCCCGUGCAAUAUUUGCGGCAAAGCUUUCCGUCGACAGGAUCAUUUGCGCGACCACAAAUACAUCCAUUCAAAGGACAAGCCAUUCAAGUGUAACGAUUGCGGUAAGGGCUUCUGCCAAUCACGAACACUGGCCGUUCACCGUGCUACACAUUCCGAAGACAAUGGCAUCAAAUGCCCGGUGUGCGAUCGAACAUUCACACAACGCACCGCACUCAAGACACACAUGCAAUGUCACACAUCAGCCGCCACCGAAGCCGCAUUGAAAUCAAUGCCAAGCGCAAAAAUUUCAUCAACAACACCAUCAGCUCCAGUUCUCGAUCUAUCACAUAAAAUCACCAUUGACACACCAUCGACCAGCAACCUAAAACCAAAAAGAGGUUUCACAAUAGACGAAAUCAUGCAACGCUAACCUGUAAAAUGUUUCUCUUUGAACAAUAAUAACAAAACUGUUUUAUUUUUCCUUUAGAAAGCAAACAAAAGAUAACCAAAGCUGGUAAACAUUCUCAAGACUGAAACAAUUUAUUUGAAUAUAAACAGCAAACAAUCUAUUAUUUGUUAUUACUUUUAAUUUUUCAAUUUCGCUAUCGGCUAAGUAAUGUAAAUAGACACAGAGUUCGAAAGAAAGAAGAAAAAAAACGGCGGAAUUUUAAGAGUUUAGAGUAACAAUGUUAAGAGAAAAUUACACUAUAUAAAUGUUAGAAAUAAUAAACACCGACACAAAAAAUUGUAUAAAAAUAAAUCAAAAUAUAUCUAUUUUAUUUGUAGUAUAGUGAAUAGUUUCGAAACAAGUUCAAUCUCUAAUUGUCCACAUUGCAUAUAUAUUCAUUGUAUCCAAAAGCAUAAAUUUACAAAACAACAAAACAUUACAUCAAUUAUUUAUUGAAUAAAACUGAGUUACCAUAAACAUAUGAAUGAAAAAAUAAAACACGAAUUUGUUUUGAUUAAAUGAAACAUAAUGACGGUCCGUCACAGCAACCGCUUGAGAGAUAUAUGUGAGAAAGGCGUGAGUUAAAUUUUCUUUGCAUCUAUUUGUUUGUUUUGCUGUAUGGUAGUUUCAAGGGUGACCAAAAUAGAUUCUCAAACCAA
Molecule: messenger RNA, 2265 nt
Organism: Sitodiplosis mosellana (orange wheat blossom midge)
Lineage: Eukaryota; Metazoa; Arthropoda; Insecta; Diptera; Cecidomyiidae
Gene: odd
Product: protein odd-skipped
Exons: 2
Coding region: 476-1588 (370 amino acids)
Biological process (GO): embryonic pattern specification; regulation of transcription by RNA polymerase II; embryonic hindgut morphogenesis
Cellular component (GO): nucleus
Molecular function (GO): DNA-binding transcription factor activity, RNA polymerase II-specific; RNA polymerase II transcription regulatory region sequence-specific DNA binding
Source: RefSeq, a predicted model, not a curated record